GAGCAGCUGAUCUUGUUUUGUGCUGAAGUCGAGUUCCUCAUCAUGUGAUGAGGGAGAGUAGCCCGGGUGCUGUUGGGGCUGGUCCUCUCUCUCCGUUUGGGAGCUGGCGCUGAGCAGGGACAGGGAUGACACUGGAGGAUCCGUUUGUAUUGGUGAGAGGAGAGGUUCAGAAGGCAGUGAACACAGCACGGGGACUGUACCAGCGAUGGUGGGAAUUACUGCAGGAUAAACAGGCUGUCAGCAAGGAAGAAUAUGACUGGACGACUAAUGAGCUCCGUAACAGUCUGCGCAGUAUCGAGUGGGAUCUGGAGGACCUGGACGAGACGAUCGGCAUUGUGGAAUCAAAUCCUCGGAAGUUCAAGAUUGAGACCACAGAACUGCAAGAGAGGAAAGCGUUUGUUGUCAGAAUGAGACAAACUGUGAAGGAAAUGAAAGAUCACAUUACAAGUCCUUCUGCUGUGGCAUUUGGAGAAAGGAGAAACCAACAGGGUCUGCUUGGAGGCACGGAAGGUCAGCACAAGCCCAUGGACAGAUAUAGGCACCUAGACCAGGAGCUGGAGAAUACCAACUACCAGUACAUCGAGGAGCGUAUGGCCCAGCAGCGGCUGAUAAUGGAACAGCAAGAUGACCAACUGGAGCUGGUCCUGGGGAGCAGUGCGGUCCUAAAGAGCAUGUCAACACGGAUUGGCGAUGAGUUGGAGGAACAGGCGGUGAUGCUCGAUGAAUUUUCCCAUGAGCUUGAUGGCAGCCACUCCCGGCUCGACAGCACAAUGAAAAAAUUGGCCAAAGUUUCUCACAUGACCAGUGCUCGGCAUCAGUGGUGUAUGAUUGUUGUUCUCCUCAUCAUCCUGGUCGUGGUGCUCAUAUUAUUAUUCACCCUGUGACCUUUGACCCUGAGACGUUGAACUGUGAACCACUCGGGUUGCCGGGGGUAAUCAGCAACGGGAGUUAUCGCCAUUGGAGACAUCAGCAGCAGCAGCGAGUUCCGUGGAACUCCAUUUAGAUCUGGGGCAGAGUUCUCCAAAUGGCCAAACUUACUUUUUCUGAGCUUUUUUAUUGGACCUCUGGGCUGUAUCCAAUAUGGCUGAACCUGCCGCACAUAUGUGGUGCAGGAAGAAUGUAAAAUACUGUUUUUUUUAAUGUUUGGAAUGGGUUAGCUUGAACUUAUUAGGAUGUUAAUAGUGGAUACUAAGUAGUUACUUUAGAUUAGGAACAAAACAUAACCUGCAGCUUCAUGGCUUAUGAAUAAGAGUUAACCACAAACUCAGCUUCCCUCCACUGACGGACACAUAUCGACUGUCAGUUCAGAUGUAUGACUGCUAAAGCAUUGUGUCAUUAAUAGGGAAGGUAAUCUUUCAGCUGAAGAAUGGAGGUGAUGAGGGAUUUUCUGGGCUUUGAGCAGGUAUUCCAAACAGGUUGGAGUUUCGGUAACUCUCAGCAACUCCUGUGAAAGAAAUACUGCAGUCUGACUCCUCUUGGAGGAAAUGUACCAGAACCCUUUUGUCCUUGCGGGCACUGUGCAUCACCAUUCUUAAUCAGGAGACCAUGGAUUCAAGUCUCACCCCAGAAACCCAAACACACAAUCCAGGGUGACUCUCCAAAUUCUCAGGUGGACAUUAACAUUCCCUUCGCACCAAUUCUAAAGGAGCAAUCUUCUGUUAUAGAAUGGACCAGAAAUAAAGGUUGCAUCAUCAUUGCAAGUUUCACUGAGGCUCAGGCAGCACUCUCAUCCCUUUCCAAAACUUUUAUUUCAGAGCUUUUUCUUAGUUAUUUUAAAUUUUGAUCAUUUCCAGCAAUGAAAUGUAUGUCCCGAUCAAGAUGGGAGUGUGUUUUUGAGCAAGAUUUGACAGGCUGGUUUCCCCAAUACAUUGCUACUUUUAUUGUCAGUUGUCACUGGGGAGGAGGUGAAAUGCAUACGAUGUAAUCUUAGCAAGUUACUUCAGUGCACCCCCAUAGACAGUACAUGUCACAGUCUCAAGUGCCUGUGGUGGAGGGAGUGCAUUGAUACAAAUUCCUCCUGUCCUAGAUGGUAUUGGGUGGAGGAUGUUGGGUUUAUGCCUAAUCCUGUGAGUAUUCCAGCACCAGCUGCCCGUGCCAGUUCAUGAGUGAUUGGAUUUGACUUAACAACCAGAGAUUGGCAUGUUCCCAGGCUGAUUGCCUUUCUCGUUCAUGCACUGGGCCAUCACAAUUUGAGGAUUGCCAUACUCCAGAAAUAAAUUUUGGUAAGGUAGUGGAAGAAGAACUUUUGCAGAGUGUGGACAAAUCUCAAACGUGCUUUACGCAAUGAAUUCUGUUCUUUUCUAGCUGCUGACAGUUAUCUUAUUUGAGGUACAGAGUGCAGAAACCAAUAGUUCAAAAAAAUAGUACAUGAACUUGCAUUUCUGUGUUUACACUUAAGGUACUGAUUUUUCACUGGGAAGAGGGGUGAUGUUUAAAUAUCAGGAAGUAAUGGUGAGGAGGAAUGUGUAGCUCCAGCAGGGAUAUCUCUGCUAUUGUUUGAUAAUUACAGUAUAACACUUUCAUAUUAAAAUGUGACAAUGAAGAGAGUUGAAACUGUGUAGAAAAGUAUUUGUAAUAAAAUAGACAUUUAAAAAGA
Messenger RNA from Stegostoma tigrinum, 2596 nucleotides. Its product is annotated as syntaxin-6-like. The record is from RefSeq and is a predicted model, not a curated record. The transcript has 8 exons. Gene Ontology annotation, biological process: Golgi vesicle transport. The coding region runs from base 126 to 884 and encodes 252 amino acids. NCBI's taxonomy places the organism in Eukaryota, Metazoa, Chordata, Chondrichthyes, Orectolobiformes, Stegostomatidae. Gene Ontology annotation, cellular component: membrane.